Messenger RNA from Paramisgurnus dabryanus, 2335 nucleotides. RefSeq names its product neuromedin U receptor 1a (gene nmur1a). Gene Ontology annotation, biological process: neuropeptide signaling pathway. Gene Ontology annotation, cellular component: plasma membrane. Lineage: Eukaryota; Metazoa; Chordata; Actinopteri; Cypriniformes; Cobitidae. The record is from RefSeq and is a predicted model, not a curated record. Gene Ontology annotation, molecular function: neuromedin U receptor activity.
AUGAUUUCCAAAUCAAACUGUUCCUUCACGAAUACCUCACUGUCUAGGUGUAUUCAAGACCUAGUGUGUAAUACCAGUGUUGGGCUAAACCUCAGUGAGGUAGAGAUCGAUGAGUUCUGCCUUGACCACGACGAGUACCUGGAGAAAUAUCUUGGACCUCGGCGUUCUCCGGUCUUUCUGCCCAUUUGCAUCACCUACCUGAUCAUCUUCUCAGUAGGAGCGUUGGGCAAUGUUCUCACCUGCACCGUAAUAGCUCGCAACAAGAUCAUGAGGACACCGACCAACUUCUACCUGUUUAGCUUGGCUGUGUCCGACCUCCUUGUCCUUCUUUUGGGAAUGCCAUUGGAGCUCUACGAAAUGUGGAGUAACUACCCAUUCCUUCUGGGCAAGAGCGGCUGCUACUUCAAAACCUUCCUGUUUGAGACCGUAUGCUUCGCAUCCAUCCUAAAUGUAACGGCGUUGAGCGUGGAACGCUACAUCGCAGUGGUCCACCCGCUCAGGGCCAAAUAUGUUGUGACGCGCACUCAUGCCAAGCGGGUGAUCUUAAGCGUGUGGAGCGUUUCCAUGUUGUGCGCCAUUCCCAACACGAGCCUCCACGGCAUUUUUACUCUCCCCUUUCCCAAAGGCAAAGGAACAGGGGGCGUGCCAAAUUCUGCCACAUGCAUGCUGGUCAAGCCACGUUGGAUGUAUAACCUGAUCAUUCAGAUUACCACUUUUUUGUUUUUCCUCCUGCCCAUGUUGACCAUCAGCGUGCUGUACCUGCUAAUCGGCAUCCAGCUGAAGCGAGAGAAGAUGCUGCAGGUCAUGGGCGCAAAAGCCAGCAUGGGACAAGAUGGCUACUCAAAUGCACACAGUCAACAGCAGAAAGCACGUCGCAGGCAGGUCACUAAAAUGCUGUUUGUGCUUGUGGUCAUGUUCGGCAUCUGCUGGGCUCCUUUUCACACGGAUCGCCUGAUGUGGAGCUUUAUGGACCAGAGCACCAGCGACCACAGCGAAAUCUUUCAGGUCUACGAGUAUGUUCACGUCAUUUCGGGUGUCUUCUUCUAUCUGAGCUCGGCCAUUAACCCCAUCCUGUACAACCUGAUGUCCACCCGUUUCAGGGAGAUGUUUAAGGAGGUGAUGUGUCACCGUACAUGGCACCCAGCCCCGAGGAAACGCUCUCUGAGCAUGACCCGGGUCACUAUGCGCAGCACUGUCAGUGAAAUCCCACCCUGUAAUGGCACAGUCGCUAAUGAAGGAGAAGAUUACGAUAUAUGCGAAUGUCAUGGAAAUAAGAUCACACUUUCUUAAGAAAACAAGCUGAAAAUCUAUUUUGCUGUAUUAUAUUUGGUGUCAAAUUAUCUGCUUUGCAUUCGUGGUAAAGCUUCUGUUUGUUUUAAGCUAAUGUGUGUCAUUUUUGUUACUGUUGUUUGUUUUUCUUAACAUCUAGGGGUCAUAAGUAAUCCAUCACUUGGAUCACUUACAGUACGGGGCCGGUAGAUUAAUCCACGAAUAGACCUUAGGACAUUUAAGUAUUUUUUACAAACAUAAUUUACAAAAAGAAAUGUAUAGAUUGAAUGCAAUGUAAAUCACUUUAAAGCACCUGCCAAACGCAUAAAUGUACAUAUAUACUUUCAUGUUAAAGCUGUGGCCUAUUGCAGAAGUGGCAAAAGAUUUUGUUUAUGUCUUCAUUAUUAGUUUCUAUGUGACAUCACGUACUUGGAGAAACAAUGCUACGCGAUGUCUUGCUGAAGGGCAAGAAAGUGCUAUCUGCCGUUGUCCGCAGGUUAAAGGUGGGGUGCAUGAUCUCUGAAAGCCAAUGUUGAUAUUUUAAAUCACCUAAACAAACACGCCCCCCUACACCCAAUAGAAUCUGGACCUUCUUUUAAUAGACCCGCCCCACACAUACGCAACCCAGACAACGAUGUUGGUUAGUAGACACACCCCUUACUGCUGAUUGGCUACAAGUGUGUUUCGGUACUUGGCCCGACUCCCUUUUCCAAAGUGUUUUUCAAAAAUCAUGCACCCCGCAUUUAAGAAGUGAGUGAUUUCUUUAGUUUAGCCUAAAUAUGGAUAGUUGAAUAAAAUCCACUAACCGACGAGGAGAGAAAACUGGGCUAUGCUUCUACAGAAUUCUGUCAGAGAAGUAAACCCAGAAUUGUGAAUUUUGUGCCAUAAUAUGAUGUAAUAAUAAAAAGAUAAUUUCAUUGAUAUGCUUUAAAGGUGCCGUAGAAUGUAAAACUGUAUCUACCUAGCCAUAGAUGAAUAAUAAGAGCUCUGUACAUGAUAAUGACAUAUCGUGAGCAUCAAACACGAUUGUUCCCUCCUUCUUAUGUAAACCUGUGCAUGAAAAAGA